Hydra vulgaris (swiftwater hydra) is the source of this 1980-nucleotide messenger RNA. Its product is annotated as 5'-nucleotidase domain-containing protein 3. The record is from RefSeq and is a predicted model, not a curated record. NCBI's taxonomy places the organism in Eukaryota, Metazoa, Cnidaria, Hydrozoa, Anthoathecata, Hydridae. Gene Ontology annotation, molecular function: 5'-nucleotidase activity.
UUUUAGUUUAAUAAAAUAACAAAGACAUGAUUUUUUAAUUUUAAACAAAUAUUUGUCAAAAAUACUUGUGAUGCGUUUCAGCAAAACUAUUAAAAUGUCAACAUUGUUUAUGUAUUCAAACAAAUGUGUUCUAAUACCAAGAUAUAUGGUGCAUUUGACAUCUUCUCUUUGUUGCAUCAAAAGAACCUGGCUUCACACUGUGCCUGUCCAGGAUGAUUAUACAUGCGAAAAUUUAAUAAAAAUUUACAGAAAGCAAUCAAAGAUUUUUAAAGAAGAUCCCUUAAGAAUCAUAAAGAGUGAAAAGCAUGCUAUUUUUGUGAACAAUGAAGUAAGUUUUCGCCACAUUAAUGUCUAUGGUUUUGACUAUGAUUAUACAUUAGCAAGUUAUUCUGAUGAUCUUCAUGAAACUACCUAUAUUAUGGCUAUGCAAACACUAAUUAACAAAUAUGGAUAUCCGCCAAGCAUCCAAGAAUAUAAAUACAAUCCUGCUUUUCCAAUUAGAGGUCUUCAUUUUGACUCAGACAAUGGUUAUAUGAUGAAAUUGGAUUGUUAUAGUCAUGUCCAGCUUGGUACUGUGUACAAAGGUUGGCAACAAGUAAAAGAUCAAGAUGUAUUGCAACAGUAUUCUGGCACUUUGAUUCAUGUGGAUAAAAUCAGCAAGGGAACCAAGAAGCAUGGAACUACCAUUCAUCAACAAAUGGAUUUGUUCUCUAUCCCAUUUUUGUCAUUACUUUCUAAUGUUAUUGAGUAUUUCCUUCAGAAAAAUAUAGAUUUUGAUCCUGGCUAUGUCUAUUAUGAUGUUGAGAAAGCUAUCCAAGACAUUCAUAUAUCUGGACAGCUUCACAUGGAAAUAAUGAAUGAUUUAGAUCGUUACUUACCAAAAAACCGUUACUUGGAAGCAUAUUUAGAGCGCUUGGUUAAUUCUAGUAAAAAACUUUUUAUUAUCACAAACAGUGGCUUUACAUUUGUAAAUGCUGGCAUGAAACAUUUAUUUGGAAAUUAUUGGAGAGAUUUAUUUGAUGUGGUUAUUGUAAGAGCAAGAAAACCAAAAUCUUUUGUGGAUACAGAAAGCUCUUUUCGUCCUUUUCGUACAAUAAAUUUGAAUACUGGUAAAUAUCAUUGGGAUCAAGUACAUAGUUUUGAAAAGCAUGGUGUGUAUGCAGAAGGAAAUGCUCGGUUGUUUUCUGAGUUUACUGGGUAUGAAGGACCAAGUGUAAUGUACUUUGGUGACCAUGUAUUUAGUGAUUUAAUGGAUCCAGUUCUAAGAUAUGGUUGGAGAACGGGUGCAAUCAUUCCUGAGCUAGAGAGGGAGAUUGAAAUUUGUAACUCAGAAGAAUAUAUCAGAAAUGUAAAAUGGCUAGUUGCUUUAGAAGAACUCAUAACGUUAGCUCAGUGUCGAGACAGUAUUGAAUUUAAAAAUCUUGCAUUCGAAUGGAGACUAGAACGGAAACGUUUGAGGAUAUCAUUAAAGGCAGCAUUCAAUCCUUACUUUGGAAGUAUGUUUCGAACGUUUCACAAUUCUUCGUCAUUUACACGCAGAAUGACUCGCUACGCGGACUUGUAUACUUCAAGCGUUUCUAAUUUACUCCACUACAAUGAGAACUAUCACUUUUUUCCCAGAAGAAUUUUAUUACCCCACGAACAAGACUAUAACACGGUUUUUAAUUAAAAGUAUCAAGUAAUGAUUCUCGGAACUGGGCCAGGGAAAAAAUAACAAAAACUGGUUUGUGGUCAGUGACUACGAAUCCGGUUAAAGUUUAUUAAAUUUUUUUUUUUUUUUUUUUUUUUUUUUUUUUUUGCUUUUAUUAUUUUAUAAUUACUUACGAAAUAAGUAAAUUUUUAUUACUUACGAAAUAAAUAAAUUUUUAUUUCUUACGAAAUAAGUUAAUUUUUAUUACUUACGAAUUGAGUAUAUUCUUAUUACUUACGAAUUUGCAAAUUGACAUUGCGAAAAUACUUAAUAAAUGUGUUGUAAAAAUA